AUGGCAUGGGGACUAUGGACCUGUCCCGUCGACUGCAGCCUGCCGUCCAGCGCAGUGACCCUGGUAGCACCCUACGGAGACAUAUCAGGUCCAGGCGUCGUAGCCGGAUUUGUUGUUGCCGCUGGGAUCACUGUGUUGGCCGUCACAGCCUCCUAUUUUCUUUCGUCUGAUGCACAUGACGGAAUCCACCAUGAGCAGAAGAACCUCAUUGAUGAGGUAGUCCUGGGCUCUAUACGAAAGACAGGUCGAUUGGUCUUUGCCUACGCCGACAGCUUCAUCCCAAGCCGCAUCUCACCUUGGCUGGCCACAAUUCUGGGCCAAGAUAGGGUCAGACGCGUGGUUUCUACUUCUCUCCUAGCCUUGAGCGACAUCCAAAUCUUCACAGGCCUGGCUAUUCUCAUCAAUGGCUUCGUCUCGCUCUGUCCAUCUCCAUCCCAGCCAAACGGGCUCCCUGCCUAUCACUGGCAGAUUCUAGUCCAUCUCGCAUGGUUUUCGACGAUUACCCACCAGGGAACCCUCUUCUUGAUGCAAAACCACUCCCGAGAGCAUCGCUGGCAAAGGAACGUUCGCCUCUUGCUCAUGUGUGCGCUGCUGGUCUUGCUCAUGAUCGCAAUGGUCCCUACGGCGUAUUUCAACUGGUACAGCGAACGCGGCCUCGUACAGCUUGAUGGACCAUCGGAUACCAAGGGGCUCGUUCCCGACGGCUGGCUAGUCAGCUAUCCUAUGCUUGCAAGGUCGGCUGCCCAGCCUGUCUCGCCCACGUCGUGCUAUUUCGACGUUUCCAGCGCGAAUGAUCUGUAUCUCUCGGCCGAUCCUUGCCGGUGGGGUGACUUCACUCCACUAAGGCCUCCUCGGCUUACUGACGCUGCCGCCUUGAUAAUAAGAAGAGUGAUCAUGUACGAAAACGCCAACCUCUUUGCGAUUACCUACGACGAAGCAGGUUCGCGAAAUUUAUCGAGUCCCUCUUUAGAUUUCAACUCCACCCGCGAACGAUAUUGCGAUCUUCAUACUCCGCUGUCCGGGACAGACUCCUUUCAGGCUGCUGCUCUUGGGAUGGCAACUGUGGCCAUACUGAUCGUGUGGAACGCUGCAAGGCUGUUUGGGUAUCCAUCGUCGUUUUUCAGAAGACGCAUCAGAAAUCCCAUAGGCGGCUACAGCCGACGCGCCAUCGAACACACAUCCAGCCGGGCAAUGCGUAUGUUCCCGACGACUGGCCAUAGACCCGAUCUUGCGGAAAGUCUUGUCACAACUCCGCUGUUGGCCUUGCAUCUGACGGGUCGCCUGCUUCUGGACAUGUCCACCUCGAAGCUAGCAAAGGUACUUCUUUUGAUAUUUGCAUUUGUCCAAGGAUGUAUGACACUUUAUCCAGCACACGACCCCUAUUUCCACAAGAUUCAACACGGGGCCUGGACAUUCGGCCAAAUAUUGGCCGUUCUUGGUCCACUCAGCCCUCUAGCUCUGGUAGUGCCUGAGGUCUUCAAGCGCGGAAGUCGUGCAUGGCACACAUCAAGCCACCAGACAGCACAUCCAACUCCUGCCGCCGCAAUCACUCAAAGCAGCCAUACCAGCCAUGAUCGCGGCAUUGGGUUGCGUGCAAAGAACGACGGGCAUUCAGAGGCUGAUGUCACUGAACUCGACGCGAGACAGAUACGUGAGACGGAUGACCAAGGAGAAGACAGCGUCGGCCCAGAUGGCGCCACCUCCGUACUCGACAGUCCGGAAUAUCGAUCUAGCAAAUGGAUGUCCAUCGCAGUUUGGCUCCUGGUCGUCACAGUCACACUGCUUGCCUCUGCCCAGAUUGUUUACGUCUACGUGGGCUUUUCGGGCCCUGAAAGGCUACCGAUACUUCUCUCCACGGCCCUUGACAUCCUUCCAGCAUCCUGUUAUGCGUGGGCCCUCAUGGGACUUUCCAUUCGGAGCCAGGCUGCCCACUACGCUUCGGGAUAUCGCCAUGGCUCUCGCUUCAUAACGUGGAUAACCACGCCUAAUGCAUCACAAUUGAUGAUGUUUACCGCAGUCUUCAGCCCUAUCGGCGUCAUCAUGUUAACCCUGCUCGACGUCCUCGGUUCCCAGAAUCCAUCGCCGCUAGGUUGA
Diaporthe citri is the source of this 2094-nucleotide messenger RNA. RefSeq lists its product as uncharacterized. Lineage: Eukaryota; Fungi; Ascomycota; Sordariomycetes; Diaporthales; Diaporthaceae. The record is from RefSeq and is a predicted model, not a curated record. Bases 1 to 2094 code for a protein of 697 amino acids. The transcript is spliced from 5 exons.